Messenger RNA from Fraxinus pennsylvanica, 1029 nucleotides. Lineage: Eukaryota; Viridiplantae; Streptophyta; Magnoliopsida; Lamiales; Oleaceae. The record is from the annotation of a GenBank genome assembly.
AUGGCUCCUGAACUCGUUGCAGCAGGUGUAAAACCAACUGGUUAUGUUCAACCAGCUUCUUUCUCCGGCAGGGCCUUCGUAACAUUCUUGGCUGGAAAUGGUGACUACGUAAAGGGUGUUGUUGGGUUAGUUAAGGGGUUAAGAAAGGUGAAAACUGCAUAUCCUCUUGUAGUGGCGGUGCUGCCAGAUGUCCCGGAGGAGCACCGCCGCAUACUGGAGGAUCAAGGCUGCAUAGUCAGGGAAAUUGAGCCGGUAUACCCACCUGAUAACCAGACCCAAUUUGCCAUGGCGUAUUAUGUCAUCAACUAUUCCAAGCUUCGUAUAUGGGAGUUUGUGGAGUACAGUAAAAUGAUAUACUUGGACGGUGACAUUCAAGUGUAUGAUAACAUUGACAGCCUCUUUGACUUGCCUGAUGGCCAUUUCUAUGCUGUUAUGGAUUGUUUCUGUGAGAAAACAUGGAGUCACACACCACAGUACAAAAUUGGGUACUGCCAACAGUGCCCGGAAAAAGUCAAGUGGCCGGCGGAGAUGGGUCUUCCACCUUCUCUGUACUUCAACGCUGGGAUGUUUAUGUUUGAACCGAGUCUUACAACCUAUGAGGAGCUCUUGAAGACUCUUAAAAUCACCCCUCCCACUCCCUUUGCUGAACAGGAUUUCUUGAACAUGUAUUUUAAGGAUAUAUAUGAGCCGAUUCCUAAUGUGUACAACCUUGUUCUUGCAAUGUUAUGGCGUCAUCCGGAGAAUGUUGAGCUUGACAAAGUGAAGGUCGUGCAUUACUGUGCAGCGGGUUCAAAGCCUUGGAGAUACACAGGAAAAGAAGAGAACAUGCAGAGGGAAGACAUAAAGAUGCUGGUAAAGAAGUGGUGGGAUAUUUACGACGACGAGUCAUUGGAUUACAAGAAACCGGAGCCGGUGGUGUCAGAUGGAACCCAUCUGGAGGCGGUGGCUUUGCAGCCACUGGUUGCAGCAGCUAUGACGGAGGCGAAGGCGUCGGCCGUGCACUACUUGGCAGCCCCAUCUGCUGCUUAA